AUGCAACCGGGCUCCAGCCAAGGGGCGACAGUCAUUCAGGUCUCGAAGAACCCCGUGACCACCCACACCAUUAUCCAACAGAACAGUCCACACCUCCUUGUCGGUAAGCUAGGCUCCACUGCGUCCGCAGCAGCAGCUGCGGCUGGCUCCACCGACUCUCCCGGUUUGGUGACGGAUUCCACCACCAAUGGGGCUGUUCAGACCCUCCUUCCCACGCAGUACAUCGAGGCAGCAGCUGAACAGACUGUUUACGCUGCCACUGCUGUCAGUAGCGGUGGCGCUAGUGGUGGAGGUGGCGGUGGCAGUGGUAGUGGAGGCAGUGCCGGUGGGGCUAGUGGUGGAGGCGGUUCGGGUCAAGUCGGAUUCCUGACUCUGAAUAGAGGCGACACUCAACUACGCCGGCUCUACUCCCAUGCCUCUGCCGUACCCAAGAUUAGCUAUGAGCAGUACCAGGAGUAUGCACCGAUCAUCUACACUCCUGUAUGUGGCAGCCAAACCUACUAUCAGACUGUCGGUGGACAGGUUCUUGCCAGUUCGGGCUUUGGCGGAGCAGGCGGAUCUAUAGUCGGUGCUGCAGCGGCCGCAGCUACUGCGGGUGUCGGUGGUGGUGGCGGCGGAGCCACGCAAAUCGUCACUCACCAGGGCACAACUUACAUCCUCCAGAGUGCUACUGGGGCACUUGAGGAGGAUGCUACUGCCCUCUCCCACACCGCCAAGGCCAGUCCUGUCACCGUUCAGUGGCUGCUGGAAAAUUACGAGACAGCUGAGGGUGUGAGUCUGCCCCGAAGCACGCUCUAUUUUCACUACCUCCAACACUGUCACGAAAAUAAGCUGGAGCCAAUGAAUCCCGCCUCCUUUGGUAAACUUAUCCGCUCCGUCUUUCUGGGUCUGCGCACUCGUCGCCUAGGCACCCGGGGCAACAGCAAGUAUCACUACUACGGCAUCCGAAUCAAACCCUCCUCCCAGUUGAAUCACUACGUGGAGGACCCGGCCUUCGCUUUGCGUCACUACCCUAACUACCAUCGCCAGAGUAUGGAGGUUGUGGCGGAGUGGAAGAGCCUUGCCGGCAAGUCCACCGCCACUUCCACCACCUCUAGUGGCAUUGGCGCCAAUUCCUCUUCCACUGUUUCGGGAGGAGUGAGACAGGGUGCUGCCUCUGUCAGUGGCGCCUUUGGAGAUAGUACUGUUAGUAGCGGUGGUAGUAGUUUGGGGAGCACACGGACACCUGGUGUUGUUGGUGGUCAAAACAGACACCAGCACGUGCAGUUUUUGGGUGAAGCAACCUCAGCUCUUCCGAACUUAAACGAGAUUUGUCGUUCAGCUGGGCUACCCAUUCCUGGUUCCGACGAUGGGGAACUGUCGCCACGCGUUCGAAAUGCCUCAGGAUCCUCCACGACCUCUACAAAAAAGGUGCCAUCUUCAUCAGCAUUGGGAACUUCUGGGUUGACGUCGGGAGGAGGCGGGGCAGGAGGCGGGUUAGAUGGUCUGCCUACCAAAGAUCUGAUCAAAUUUGUCAUCCUCUAUGCCCAGUCGGCGGGCAAUAUGCUCGAUGCUGUGGUAAAUCUUGAUUUCUCCUCCAUUUCCGGCGCCUGGAAGGCCUUUUGGCGAACUGGAGACUGCAGUGAGGACUCGGUGUUCGAGAAGACCCUCUCAAAGGAUCGGCUGUACGCGUUAUCGAAGAACAUUGUGGUGCACCAAUUCAUUCGCCUCUACGACCACACUUUCUACCAGUCCCUCGCCGAAGUGCUCAUUCCUAACGUCCUUCGACCCAUCCCCUCCUCCCUCACACAGGCUAUUCGCAACUUUGCCAAGCAUCUGGAGGUGUGGAUGCGUGAGGCUCUACAGGAUUUGGAUCCCGUGCUGCUACGCAUCAAGUUAGGCGCGGUCUCGGCGCUGGCGCAGACCCUGCGGCGCUACACUAGCCUUAACCACCUCGCUCAGGCGGCGCGUGCUGUGCUCAAAAAUCCUGCCCAGAUCAACCAAAUGCUCAUAGACCUCAGUCGUGUCGAUUUCAAUAAUGUCCAGGAGCAAGCUUCGUGGGUGUGUCAAUGCAGCGACGCCACAGUUGCCCACCUGGAGCAGGACUUCAAGUACAUCCUGCAGAAGCAGUCAAGCCUGGAAGAGUGGGCACAGUGGUUAGAUACCGUAGUGACGGGAAUACUUCGCCCGCUGGAGGGAAACAACCUCGCCUAUGCUCGCGCCGCACACCAACUUAUCCUCAAGUGGUCCUUCUACAGCUCUAUGGUCAUACGAGACCUCACACUACGCUCCGCAGCCAGCUUUGGUAGCUUCCAUCUCAUUCGAUUGCUCUACGAUGAGUACAUCUUCUACCUAGUUGAGCACAAGGUCGCUGCGCAUCUUGGUAUGACUCCGGUGGCAGUAAUGGGCGAAAUGGGCAGGGCAGUGACACGACCACACUGCAAUCUAUCUCGCGCUACUGCGGCUGCCCUCGUCGCUCCUGCUGGUACCUCUACAAUCGAGUCUCGACGCUCUCGUCACAAUCUGCCCACCACUUCCUCCUCCUCCUCCUCCAACACUACUGCUACUGGGAGAGGCAAGCUGGAGGCAGUUUUGACGGCCGUCAAGGAGGCGGUACCACCUUGUCACUUAGUGAAAGGGGAGACCGAAGUUGAGGUUGAGGCAACUCCUGAAGCGAUCUUGACCUCGGCAGCAACGACGACCUCGGAUCAUGAUGAGGCCGCAGCAGAAGCUGAUGAGGCGGCAAUUUGCGAGGCAUUCGCGACCGAGGCUGUCUUUCCACGUCCAUCUUCCUCCUCACCCUCUACUGCGGCACGACAGGCGGAAGUGGAGACAGUUGCAGGCGCUGACGGAAUGGUGGAGGAAUUCCUGGACGGCGAGGAGGUGGAGGAGGAGGAGGAAGAAGAAGUGGACGAAGAUGAUGGUGACGAGAAUGAGAAUGAGAAUGCCAUGCUUUGUCGGGCUCACGAAUCGGCCCUCCUCAAAGCUGCGGAGGCUGCAGCAGCGGAAGCAGCGGCAGCGGCCACGCAGAAGGCGACAAAUGGAGACGUCGGCUUUACAGGUCAUCUGAAUGUCGAGGAGGAGCAGGUGGAGAAGUGUAUUAAGGUGGAGGAAUGCGAGUCACUGACGCAGUCACAACAGGAGUGCUGUGACUCUCCACCGCCCAUCGUUGCCCAUGCUACACCGAUGCGGAAGGUGGUUCGGGUGACAACCUUUGAGGAGGAUGCGAGCCGAUCCGCAUCGGGCCUGAGUGUCGAGCAGUCGGCGGGUUUGGGGGUCUCCACUGCCACCACAGCUACCACUACUGCCACCUCUCUGAUCAUUCCCUCGGAGGCGAAGCGUCCACGUUUGACUUGA
This is a messenger RNA of Echinococcus granulosus, 3336 nucleotides long. RefSeq names its product Transcription factor RFX3. The coding region runs from base 1 to 3336 and encodes 1111 amino acids. Gene Ontology annotation, molecular function: DNA-binding transcription factor activity, RNA polymerase II-specific; RNA polymerase II cis-regulatory region sequence-specific DNA binding. The transcript has 11 exons. Gene Ontology annotation, biological process: regulation of transcription by RNA polymerase II. NCBI's taxonomy places the organism in Eukaryota, Metazoa, Platyhelminthes, Cestoda, Cyclophyllidea, Taeniidae. The record is from RefSeq and is a predicted model, not a curated record.